Messenger RNA from Sorghum bicolor (sorghum), 925 nucleotides. RefSeq lists its product as uncharacterized. NCBI's taxonomy places the organism in Eukaryota, Viridiplantae, Streptophyta, Magnoliopsida, Poales, Poaceae. The transcript has 2 exons. The coding region runs from base 31 to 663 and encodes 210 amino acids. The record is from RefSeq and is a predicted model, not a curated record.
GAUCGGAUCGAGAGCCAGCGAGAACUGACCAUGGGAGAAGCGUGCAGGGACGCGGCGGCUGCGGGCCGGCAGGACGAAGCGGGCGGCGGCGGAGGUCGUCAUCACGCGGAGAAUGAGGUCGUCGGCGACCUGGCCGCCUCAGCGAAGCUGUACGAGGACGUGCCGGCGUUUCCGAUGAUGGCGCUCAACCACAUCUCCCGCCUGUGCGAGUCCGUCGACGCUUCCGUCCGGUUCUACGUCAAGGCGCUCGGCUUCGUGCUCAUCCACCGCCCGCCGGCGCUCGACUUCUCCGGCGCAUGGCUCUUCAACUACGGCGUGGGGAUCCACCUCGUGCAGCGCGACGACGCGCGGAGGGCCCCCGACGUGAGGCCGGAGACGGAGCUGGACCCCAUGGACAACCACGUGUCGUUCCAGUGCGAGGACAUGGGGGCAAUGGAGCGGAGGCUCCAGGAGUUGCACAUCCGGUACAUGAAACGGACCAUCAACGAGGAGGAAGGGUCGCCCAUCGACCAGCUCUUCUUCAGGGACCCCGACGGCUUCAUGAUCGAGAUCUGCAACUGCGAGAACCUCGAGCUCGUCCCCGCCGGCGCGCUCGGCCGCCUCAGGCUGCCCCGCGACCGCCACAACCCGCCUGUGCGCACCGGCACCGGCGGCGCCGAGUAGGCUAGGAGGCGUGCGCGCGUGUUCGUGACCCACCGGGGCCAGCAGCUCAACCAAGUUUGAGUCGCCGUAGGCCCGUAGCGGGGGCUUAUGCUGGGUUUUGGCUCUUGUUUCGCGCCGAGAGUUCAAGUUUUGAAUUCGAAUUUGUACUAGUUUGGCUUUGAUUUAGUUAUCAGGAGACUAGUAACUAGGAGCGAUCGAAGCAGUUUUGGUAUGUGCGUUUGGCUUCAAAUCUUGCAUUUCCAAUGUUAAUUUCAAUUCAGUA